AAAUCACAUGAAAAAAAAAAAAAAAACUUGGAAAGAAACUUAGCUUUGUAUCAACUAAUGUACAUUAUUGUUAAACUUUACAGAGAAGUGGUAACAGUUCGCCAUCUACUCUUCAAGACACCUUCAGAAAACAUUUGUAGAUCAAGCCUGACUCCUGAGUGCUCUAGAUUUAAUAAUAACAUAUAUCAAUCUUUCUGAUUGGUUCAGCAGUACAUACAAGUAAAAUGCUAUCGGACUUACAAGUGGGGUGUUCUUUUGUGUUUGACUGAGGCAUAAUUUGGUGUGCGGACUGUUGGCGAUAUAAGCCUUUUGCUAAAAACUAAUCCAUACUGCUUGCGAUCACUACCUUCGUCGUGUUGGUUUCUUAUAACUUGCCCCAUUCCAUCUGCGGAUAUGAUCUGGCGAUGCCUUCUGCGUCUCUCAUCUGUGCACAAACCCGUAAUCAGAAAACUUUGCACUGAGACGCAAAAUGUUCAGAGGGGAGAAAGUCUGCGGCACAAUAUGGGUGACAGAGUAACCUGGGAUUCCUUCUAUUCUGGCCCCAUCUCUGCUGAUUCUUCACAUUUCGACUGGUUCUUUGGAUAUCAUUUCCUAAGGAACUUCUUACUCUCAAUUACACAUGAUUUGGCUCUUGAGGGGUAUGGGGGUCCUGCUCUUCGUGUCCUUGAUGUGGGUUGCGGAACCUCUGAUGUAGGUUUGGGUUUGUACCGUGACUCCCCUCUCCCAGUGCAGAUAUCGUGCAUAGAUUAUUCAGCUCCUGCAGUUCUAGCUAUGAACAAUCUCCUCAUCCGGGGUGAACCCAUCUCUCCCAGACACCCAGAUUCCAGCUUGGAAUAUAUCCAGGGGGAUGUCACUAACCUUCAUGACAUUAAAUCAGCAAGUGUGGACCUUGUACUGGACAAAGGCACCUCAGACUGUCUGCUCCGCUCAGGGAGAGGGGUGGCACAGCUGAUGGUCAGGGAGUCACUACGAGUUCUUCAGCCAAGCGGGAGGUUUGUGCAGCUGACAGAUGAAGAUCCAGAUGCCAGGCUACCUUUCCUUGAGGAUGCAGGGACAGGACCCGCAGUGGCCCUGCAUGAUCUGGGGGACAACAAUGGAAUUUCAUAUUAUGCUUAUAUUGUAACAAAGUCCUCACACUCUGGGCAGCAAGAAAACACCAGAGAGAAUAUCCAAUAGGCAAACUGCAAUGAUAUAUUAUCCCCAAGCAUCCAUGUAUAAAGGGACAUUACAUUUACAGGGAUAUUCUAGUGCAAAUAUUAACACCUGGGGACUGACUCUCUUAGCCAAUUGUGUUUUUCACAGAGAAGAACUUUCCUGAAAUAAAGGUCAGACCAGACUGAUAUACGAGCAAAUCCUCCUCUGAACAAGAACAUGGCAACCCCAGACAAUCAUUCCAGCCUUCUGUGAGGUGCAGCCAUUUCCCUUUAAGGACAUUAGCCAUACUGUCUACGUCUGGUUCCUCCCAUCACCCUUAGGGAGACUUCCCCAAGGCCAAAAGGCAAAUAUAUACAAAAGAGAAGCGUUCAACCAGGAACGGACAACAGUUCAGUAGCUUGUUCUAUGGCACAUUACCACUUGAGAACAGCCUCUUGGUCAUGUCUUAUUUACUGAUCGUAUCUAACUAUGUGUUAAACCCCUGCAAAGAGAAGAAGUCAUGCUUGGGGGCAAUGUAGAAUAUACAGAGUGAGCCAAUCACAAGCUUGCAGUCAACACAACGCUCCUAUCACCAGUUGUGUUGUGUUCAGAAGCUGCAGUGUCUCAAAGGGGGUUGAACAUAUUGUAAUCAGUGUUGCAAAAAUUACAUACUGCAAUGAAUUAGGUGAUUUUUCUUUUAAAGGGACAUUCUAACACAAAAAUUACUAACUAAUAUGCAUAUCAAAGAAUACUAUUUAAAGCUUAUAAAAUAUUUAUAUAUUUUUUUCAAUAAAAAUGUUAAGUUAAAACUGUUUAAUUUUUGAGACAGAAAAAUA
This is a messenger RNA of Bombina bombina (fire-bellied toad), 1970 nucleotides long. It is a transcript of the gene CSKMT, whose product is annotated as citrate synthase lysine methyltransferase. The record is from RefSeq and is a predicted model, not a curated record. The transcript has 3 exons. NCBI's taxonomy places the organism in Eukaryota, Metazoa, Chordata, Amphibia, Anura, Bombinatoridae. Bases 394 to 1176 code for a protein of 260 amino acids.